This is a messenger RNA of Pseudoliparis swirei, 3348 nucleotides long. RefSeq names its product sorting nexin 33 (gene snx33). The transcript has 2 exons. Gene Ontology annotation, cellular component: plasma membrane; cytoplasmic vesicle. The record is from RefSeq and is a predicted model, not a curated record. Gene Ontology annotation, molecular function: phosphatidylinositol binding; protein binding. The coding region runs from base 881 to 2350 and encodes 489 amino acids. Gene Ontology annotation, biological process: endocytosis; mitotic cell cycle; protein transport. NCBI's taxonomy places the organism in Eukaryota, Metazoa, Chordata, Actinopteri, Perciformes, Liparidae.
CCAAAGCAACAGCGUCCCGUGGUCCGUGUUGACACUCUGGAGCAGGAGAUUGCUUAGUUGCUUCUUUUUUUUGCUGUAGUUUUUUUUCGUGGGUUGGAUUGAAGAUGGGCAGGAACCUGUUUACAAGGAACACGCAGCAAGUUUGAGUCCCGAGUGUGUGUGUGUGUGUGUGUGUGUGUGUGUGUGUGUGUGUGUGUGUGUGUGUGUGUUUGGGGCUCACAAUGCGCAGGGAACCCGUCCCCCAUCCCUCCGCGGGGCCACUCCAUGCCGGACUCGAGGAUCACUUCUCGGCUCCGUGAUGAGAAAACUAAUGUCCGGAUUCCACGGCGAGGUUGCCGGUCCUUUUUUCUGAGGAUUAAAAGCACCGACGGAGUUCUUUUGGUGAAACCGUUUUUUUUGUGUGCGCGCGCGCGUGUGUGUGCGUGUUUGAACCUGUUGUGUUUGGGAUGUGAAAGGAGGAAGAUAGUCCAAUUGUUGCUCCUGUUCAUGCGUCGUAGAGCGGUUAUAGCGUGGACUAGGCAGUCAACAAUAGAACUCGAGCCUCAAUGGGCUGAGGAUACACUUUGUGUGUGUGUGUGGGUUGGGGUGGGGGGGUGGGGAGGCAGAUAGAAGUAAUAUUUUUUACAUAAACUGUUGACUUCUGUGUCAGCAGUCAAAUGUGCUGAAGUUACACUAUGCGGUUGCACACCUGAUGCGCCAGCUGCCAUGUAAUAUGAGAUGAGUUUAAAUAUUACAGUGAGCUCUGUGUCCGGACGCUUCCAUCACGCCAUGCAUCCAGACGGCAGCGUCCGUAUGACGCCACGCACCAUGUGCAUGUAGAUUUUUUCUUCUUUUUCUUCUUCUUCCGGUUUCCUUUUCGGACCCCACUGGAGACGUCGCGAUGUCGGCGAAAGCCAAAGCCAAGGCGAUCUACACGUUUCAGAGCGAAAACAAGGCGGAGAUCAGCAUCCUGGAGAACGAGGAACUGGUCAUCUUCGACGAGAACUCGGUGGACGGCUGGUUCCAGGGGGAGAACAGCCGCGGGGAGAAGGGCCUCUUCCCCGCGUCCUACGUGGAAAUCAUCCGCAUGCGCUCCAACUCCAACGCGACCGACUGCUCCAUCAGCCCGGCGGGAUCUCUGGGGAACGACUCCUUGUAUUUCCCGUCGCCCCCGAACCCGCCGCUGCCGGGUUACGACGACGACGACGACGACGACUGGGACGACUGGGACGACCGAUCCACCGUGGUGGACGACGGGGAGCGCGGCAGGAGCCCCGGGGCCAACGGGCACGCCCGCCGCCCGCCGUCCAGCAACCCCAACGUGCACUACCGGGCCAAACCGCACAUGGAGAGGCAGGACAGCGUCUCCAGCUCGCGGAAGUCCAGCGUGGUGGGCCGGAACCUCAACAGGUUCUCCAGCUUCGUCCGCUCCGGGGUGGAAGCGUUCGUGUUGGGCGACGUGCCCAUGAUGGCCAAGAUGGCCGAGUCCUACACCGUGCAGAUGGGACCCGCGGGGCCCCUGUGGCAGGAGAGCCCGCAGCCGUUCUCCUGCUCCAUCGAGGACCCCACCAAACAGACCAAGUUCAAGGGCAUCAAGACCUACAUCUCGUACCGGGUCACGCCGAGCCACACGGGGCGCCCCGUCUACCGGCGCUACAAACACUUCGACUGGCUGUACAACCGCCUGCUGCACAAGUUCACCGUGAUCUCGGUGCCCCACCUGCCCGAGAAGCAGGCCACGGGGCGCUUCGAGGAGGACUUCAUCGAGAAGCGCAAGCGGCGGCUGGUCCUGUGGAUGAACCACAUGACCAGCCACCCGGUCCUCUCCCAGUACGAGGGCUUCGAGCACUUCCUGAUGUGCGCCGACGACAAGCAGUGGAAGCUGGGCAAGAGGCGGGCGGAGAAGGAGGAGAUGGUGGGCGCCCACUUCAUGCUGACCCUGCAGAUCCCCAACGAGCACCAGGACCUUCAGGACGUGGAGGAGCGGAUCGACACCUUCAAGGCCUUCGCCAAGAAGAUGGACGACAGCGUGAUGCAGCUCACGCACGUCGCCUCGGAGCUGGUGCGGAAGCACCUGGGCGGCUUCCGGAAGGAGUUCCAGCGGCUGGGGAACUCGUUCCAGUCCGUGAGCCUGGCGUUCGCGCUGGACCCCCCCCACGGCUCGGAGGCCCUCAACAAAGCCGUCUCCCACACGGGCCGCACCUACGAGAACAUCGGGGAGAUGUUCGCGGAGCAACCGAAGAACGACCUCUUCCACAUGCUGGACAAGCUGUCGCUGUACCAAGGCCUGCUCGUCAACUUCCCCGACAUCAUUCACCUGCAGAAAGGUCUGCAACGCUGCUCCUGCUGCUGCUGCUGGGGCACAUGGUAAAAACGUUAUGGCCCAAAGUGCCAGCAGAUGUCCAUUAAAAAAACAAAAAAAAACAAGAUGCUGAGCGAAGGGGAAGGAGCAGUUUCAUGUCUGCGUAGCCUCGGGAGGAAAAGUGCACCUCCAGCCCCCGGAUGGGACGCCUCGGAGGACACGACGUACCCAGAGUCCUCGUUUGUUUGCCGUAAUGAAAGAACAAAUCAGUCUGAGGACAGAAGCAAAUGUGCGAAGGUUCAACUGUUUGACUGCAGACAUGAAUCACACUUAUUCAAACAUGUCAAAACUCCAAGUUUUAAACCCCAAAGUUUCCAGAAGUAAGUUUCCCCAAAGAGUUUUGUCUGUAUGUGAAGCCCCCAAAAGGGGAUUAUUGCGUUAAAAGUGUCAUCACUAUCGCUUUUCAUGGUUGACCUGUAGAGGAAUGACAUGGACGUGACCUCGGAGGUGCAGAGGAUUACAGCGUCCUCCUCCUCCUCCUCCUCCUCCUCCUUGAGCAUGUGAAAGAAAAAAAGGCAACAGAUGGUCAAAUCAACACACAUGGUGGGUUUGGUAAUCCCGCCUCCUCGGCUCAACGUUCAGACCAGUUUGGGGAGUUAGUUUGGGAGAGGAGUCUGGGCACUGCCAGUCUUUGAGGUUGGUUAUUUCCCCUUUAGGGUAUUACCGAUAUGAGCUACAUAUAUAUUUCAACCUUUCCGGAGAGAUCACGGUUAGUAUUUCCUCCUCAUUGCAGACGUUUUAAGCUUGUAAUCUUGUCAAAUUAAGCAAUAUCCUCUGGUAAAGGUGCACCGUGAAAUAGCCAGAGCCAGCUGCUCCAAAGAAACAGGGGGCAGAAUGUCAUCUCUAUACAAUCUUAAAUGUAGAUAAGUAUAAAAGUUAUGUGAGAUUGAGUAUUGGUCUGUGGAGAAGAAAGGGGCCAACACUGAGGUUAAAGGUCACAGCGUCACUGGCUCCACAAUGUUUGAUGACAUGAGGUCACCUUCUGGGAUAAAAGUAUCAACCUCGGG